GAACUUCAUUCACGCUUUUGCAACAGUUCGUGAUACGUGGGCUCUUAAACCAGCGGGAUAACCUGGUAUUAAUAUCGAGUGCUACCCAGGAAGUGGACCCGUGUUUACCUCGUCUAGCCCACUAUCUCUUAUUUAUCGGCAAUGGCAGACGAGGCUCUGUUCGACUUGCUCCAUAUGGAGAUGGUGUCCCAUGUCUACAAAGAGCAGCAGUCCAGUAAAGGAGAGAUGGACAACAAGGACAGAGCGGCGUGUGUUUCUGUCCUUGAAAGCAUGGGCUUCAGGGUGGGACAAGGACUCAUUGAGAGGUUGACUCGAGACUCUCCUAGCUUCAAGGACGAGUUGGAUGUCAUGAAGUUUGUCUGUAAAGACUUCUGGACGAAGGUGUUCAGGAGGCAGAUUGACAACCUCAGAACAAACCAUCAGGGCACAUAUGUGUUGCAAGACAACAAGUUUUCCCUGCUUACUCAGCUGUCCAGUGGAAAACAGUACCUGGAUCAGGCUCCUAAGUACCUCGCUUUCUCGUGUGGGGUGGUGAGAGGAGCUCUGUCUAACCUGGGUCUUGACAGCGUGGUGACAGCUGAGGUCUCUAUUAUGCCCUCCUGUAAGUUCCAGGUAGUGGUUCAGAAGUUGUGACCGGCUCCUCUCUGCUGCCAUGGUGCUAAGGAACAGGGUCCUGUAGGGUUCUGUUUAUCCUAAAGAUAGGAUAGUAAUUCCUGUCCAGCCUCAGAUGGACUCAAACAACAACUGGGUCUAACAGGUUCUUCUGACAACCAGGUACACCUUUCAGGGCAAAAAGGUUUAACCGAGACUUUAAGUGCUCUGAUACAGAACCGGAUUGGUUUUUAAUCCUUUUUCGUCUUCUUGUUUUUUAAUAGACGUUGACUCGAGUCUGAGUGAAAUAAUGUAUGAUGUUUUUGACUUUAGUUUUCACUUGAUAAGUGGAGCCUGGCGCUGACUGACCCCACUUGGCCAGGCUUUGAAAGAUACAGUAUAAACUGUGAACACAAGAAUGUGAAUGUAUAGCAAAUCACACGGUAACUUUGUGUUCUUUGUUACGUUUUGCAAUGUUGAGUCCUCAAAUUGAGAGGACUGUGCUUACUAAAAAAAAAAAAAAAAAAGGAUAUUUCAGGACUAUCAACUGCCAUACCAUUUGUUUGUAAGCAUUCUGCUAAACAAUAGAGAAUCUCUGAAAGUAAUUACACCUGGUAAAUAGAAACAUUAGUCAACAAUACUGUUUCUGCAGACAAACCUGCAGGCAGCUCCUGGUGCUUUCCCCUCCUUUGUGGCUGUUUGCCUGUAAGAGCUGGGUGUUCAUGCAUGCUGUUGGUCCUUUACAUUUCAGUUUAUUUACAGGCAGAAUGAGUCAACAGUUUAUGAAUUUAGAGAGACCUCUACUUUGUAAUUCUGCUACCUCUAUUAUAUUACAUUCUAGAGCUGACUAUUGAAACUUGGUUUAUAGGCUGUCAUUUAAUGUAACGACACUGCGUGUUCUUUGUACACCAGUGGAAUUUAAAAUAUAUAGUUAAGAAUUGUUCCUACGUUACAGCAAGCUGCACAUGUUGUAAGACUGAAAUCCUCCUUCAUGGAUGUAUUGUUACAUUUGUUUAUCAAAUAUGAGUCCAUCUAUGUGACCAUACAUUUCACUUCAUUUUAUUUAUGUAUUUAUCCAAACUAAACAAUUUUCUUAAAACUGAAUAAUAAUGUCUUGGGGGGGAAAAAAAACUUGUCUCCAAAAGUCCACCUCUUGGGUUGAUACUGUUUUCUCUUUGUGCCACUAGAGGGAGACAUAAAGCUGUCAUUAUUUCCAUGGGUUGUUGCUCUAACAGUUCACAGGUCAAGUCUUGUGUCUCGUAGUCUUGUACAUCAGACUCAUCCUAUAGUUGAGCCAAAAUGACUGAACGUUGCCAUAAGAAACACUCAACAAAAAAAAGUCUUAACUAAGGAGUUUUUUCAAAAUAUAUUAUUUUGUCACCUUACAUUAUUUAUCUAUCUAUUAUAGCGCAACAUGUUUACAAAACCCUUUUAUAUUCUGUUGUAGAAAUAAUCAUGAAUCAAUUUUCCCAUAAAUCAAAUGAAGGAAUUAUCAUUAUAUUGUAUUUUAGGAAUAAGGCAUAAAUCCACGACUCAAUCACACUUUUCCAUUGUGUUAUAAAGAACAAAACAUUGAAGUGAUUUAAGAGAAACGUGAAGUUUUCCUUUCUGUCUGUAACUUUUUUUUCUUUCUCCUUGACUGUGUAACUGUAGGUCCCUUUCCCAUCAUCCCUGCUUAAGUUAUUAAUAUUUCUUUCAUGUUUUUGAUCCAUAUCAUGAGUUCGGUAUUAAGAGGUUACUAUUGUAUGCGAGUGGAUUGCACUUCCUGUAUAUUCAGUAUCCAACUUCUACUCAAGCAGGCUAAUCUAAAACAUCGGUUUUCAAGAAAUGCAUCGUCAUUGUAAGUCUGAAUUUCCAAAAAGAUUAUCCAGGUCCUAUUCGUCAUCAGAUCUGGUGAAAUAUUUAAAUCCUCUGGAUUUUCUUUAUAUUUACAUUUUGACAUGGCACCACCUGGACGUUACUGCAGCAGGUGCAUUAUGGAGCUCACACUGCCUUUUAUUUGUCCUCCCUGUAAUAAAGUCCCCUGUCUUUAUUCCAGCAUCCCAUUGGUAUGAGUGUCAUAGUUUACAGAAUAAAGGUUGGUUUUGUGAUUUGA
Molecule: messenger RNA, 2686 nt
Organism: Labrus bergylta (ballan wrasse)
Lineage: Eukaryota; Metazoa; Chordata; Actinopteri; Labriformes; Labridae
Gene: trappc6bl
Product: trafficking protein particle complex subunit 6B, like
Biological process (GO): regulation of GTPase activity; endoplasmic reticulum to Golgi vesicle-mediated transport
Cellular component (GO): TRAPP complex; cis-Golgi network; trans-Golgi network
Source: RefSeq, a predicted model, not a curated record